Messenger RNA from Amoebophrya sp. A25, 216 nucleotides. Lineage: Eukaryota; Dinophyceae; Syndiniales; Amoebophryaceae. The record is from the annotation of a GenBank genome assembly.
CCCAAACUAUUGGCUCUGCGUAGAAGCGUUCAGGAUCGGGGAAUGACAUUGAGAGUGUCUACUUUGGGCGGGUAUGUGACUACUGUCUAUAGUGGUACUAAAGGAGGUGAAGAUGGGCCAACGAGUAAGAAGCCUGCUGUUGCAGCUACGUCGACUUCGAACGACACAGGGAAAGAAGUAGGGGACGAGGAGGACCGUCUUACUCUCACUUUUCCA